Eurytemora carolleeae is the source of this 549-nucleotide messenger RNA. Its product is annotated as replication protein A 32 kDa subunit. Gene Ontology annotation, biological process: nucleotide-excision repair; double-strand break repair via homologous recombination; DNA replication. Gene Ontology annotation, cellular component: chromosome, telomeric region; DNA replication factor A complex; site of double-strand break. The record is from RefSeq and is a predicted model, not a curated record. Lineage: Eukaryota; Metazoa; Arthropoda; Copepoda; Calanoida; Temoridae.
AUAAAUGAAGUUUUAAAUGCCCCCGAAGAAGGGUUUACCAUCGAAGGAAUGGAGGUUGGUAUGGUUGCUAUUUUGGGUAAGAUUGCCUCUGUAGAAGUAUCAGCAACCAAAACUAGCUAUCAGAUCGAGGAUAGCACUGGUCAACUGACGGUUGUGCAGUGGGUUGAGGAGGGGUCCACCGUCAAGGAGUUCUACGAGGGAGCUUUCGUCAAGGUUAUCGGCUCCAUGAGGACACAGGGUGAGAAGAAACAUAUGAUGGCUUUCCGUAUGCUAGAAGCUCCCACCCAGGAGGAACAGGACUUUCACGCACUGCAGGUCGUGUUCUCCCAUCUCAAGCUGAAGCAGAUCAAUGCAAAGAUGACUGGACAGUCUGGUAUGGACCAGUCUGGACUAUCUAACUCUAUGAUGGGAAAUGGUGGAUUAGGGGCCAGUAACUUUGGAGGAAGCUCUAGUGCUAGUUUCGGAAACAAGAAUCAGGAUUUGAUUUAUAAUCUGAUAAAACAGUGUAGAGACGACCAGGGUAUUCACCUAGGGACAAUCAAUAAUGAG